Molecule: messenger RNA, 2133 nt
Organism: Phodopus roborovskii (desert hamster)
Lineage: Eukaryota; Metazoa; Chordata; Mammalia; Rodentia; Cricetidae
Gene: Acrbp
Product: acrosin binding protein
Exons: 10
Coding region: 293-1918 (541 amino acids)
Cellular component (GO): nucleus; acrosomal vesicle
Molecular function (GO): protein binding
Source: RefSeq, a predicted model, not a curated record
GGAGAAGCGAGGAUCUAGGUUCAGUUCUCUGCAGCGCAAAAAACAAAUUCAAAGAAAGUAGAACCGAGCAUCAGAGGGCUUACUCUUCGGGGUUGCUGCCGCCUGUAGCGUCUGCCUUGGGUCCAAGGGCCCCCUACUGGUGCAGCUCACAGGAGUGCACCUCGCGGCCUGGCCCCGCCCUCACCUUUUGUGACGUAGCACCUCGCCUCCUGCCUCCGCGUUAGCAGCCCGUGACCCACAGCUCUCCGAGGCUUGGCCCGUUGGAGGUCGCUUAGGUGGAUCUUCCCAGGCCAUGAUGAAACUAGCUGCUGGCUUCCUUCUGCUGCUUCUGAAAGUGCGGCUCCUGCCUGUAACACCUCUGUCAGCUGAGGAGUCAUCUUCGGCCUCCACUCCAGGCAGCCCUCUCUCAUCCACUGAAUAUGAACGCUUCUUCGCCCUGCUGACCCCCACCUGGAAGGCAGAGACCACCUGCCGCCUCCGUGCAACCCACGGCUGCCGGAACCCCACUCUCGUCCAGUUGGACCAAUAUGAAAACCACGGAUUGGUACCAGAUGGUGCUGUCUGCUCUGACCUCCCAUAUGCCUCCUGGUUUGAGUCCUUCUGCCAGUUUGCUCAGUAUCGUUGCUCCAACCAUGUCUACUAUGCCAAGCGAGUCCGGUGCUCCCAGCCAGUCUCCAUCCUGUCACCCAACACUCUCAAGGAGGUAGAGUCUUCCGCAGAAGUUGCUCCUACCACCAUGACCUCAGCCAUGGCAUCGCAUGCUACAGCCACAGAGCGCCAGGCCUUCCAGCCUUGGCCUGAGCGGCUCAACAACAACGUGGAGGAGCUGCUGCAGUCAUCCUUGUCCCUGGGAGGCAAGGAGCAACAGGGCAGCCGGAAGCAAGCACAGGAACAGCGCAAGCAGGAGCAAGUUCAAGAGCAUAAGCAAGAGGAAGGGCAGGAGCAAGAGGAGCAGGAAGAGGAGGAAGAAGAGGAGGAAGCAAAGCAGGAAGAGGGGCAGGGGACAGAGGAGGGCCUGGAGUCAGUGUCCAGUCUGCAGUCAGACUCAGAGCCCAAGUUUCAGUCUGAAUCGCUGUCUUCCAACCCUUCCUCCUUCACUCCCCGAGUCCGAGAAGUGGACUCUGCUCCACUGAUGAUGGAGAAUAUCCAGGAGCUCAUUCGGUCAGCCCAAGAGAUGGAUGCAAUGAAUGAACUGUACGAUAACUCCUGGAGAAGCCAAGGCACUGGCAGCCUCCUGCAGCUGCCCCACACGGAGACCAUGAUGGUGCUAUGCUAUUCCAUUAUGGAGAAUACCUGCACCAUGACUCCCACAGCCAAGGCCUGGAGCUACAUGGAGGAGGAGAUCCUUGGCUUCGGGGAUUCGGUCUGUGACAAUCUUGGACGGCGACACACAGCUGCCUGUCCCCUCUGUGCAUUCUGCUCCCUUAAGCUGGAGCAGUGCCACACUGAGGGCAACGUGCUGCGACAGCGGUGUGAUGCUUCCCACAAGAUACCCUUCAUCAGCCCCUUCCUCUCAGCCCAGAGCAUAUCCACCGGCAACCAGGCAAAGAUCCCAGAAAAAGGCCGCUUUGCUGGACUGGAUAUGUACGGAGGGCUCAGCUCAGACUUCUGGUGUAACCGGCUUGCCAUGAAGGGCUGUGAAGAUGACCGAGUCUCCAACUGGCUCAGAGCUGAGUUCCUUAGCUUCCAGGAUGGGGAUCUCCCCACAAAGAUUUGUGACACAGACUAUGUCCAGUACCCAAACUACUGCGCCUUCAAAAGCCAACAGUGCCUGAUGAAAAACCAGAACCGAAGGCUGUCCCGCAUGAGGUGUAUGCUGAAUGAGAACUACAACGUGCUGAGCCCGGCUAAAAGUGAGGAGGUUAUCCUUCGAUGGAACCAAGAGUUUAACACUUUGGCUCUAGGCCAGUUUGGAUGAGCUGGGGUCUGUGCCAUCCCCACCCCAGCCCUACCUUUCCACUUUCUCAUCGCUGUUAGACCUCAUCUGUCAGUUGGCUUCCAGGUGCCCCUCACAGGUCUCUUGCCUGGCCCCUACUCACAUUUUCCUUGGGUUGGGACAGCAGUCCCAGAGAGGUCCAUGCUGGGAGCUCCAUGUGCCUUGAAGAAUACCUUCAAAUAAAAUGUUUGUCUUCA